UUGGCCAUCGCUUCCUAUACAUAACUGCGACUUCCCCUGUUUCCUAUUCGGACUCUUCGGCUUGCCUUGCCCUAGACUUCCCGCUCACUGUCAUUUUCUCCGGUAGGGUUUCUUCUUCAAAAAUUUGGCCUCUUCAACUUGUACUAUAACGGUUCUUCUUGCCUACAUCUAUCUAUUAAUAGAAUACCAUAGUAGCCAUUCGCAUUUCGGUUCCUGUAUCCUUCCUCUAAUCACGUCCAGCACGAUCACAAUCAACAUUCGUUUGGAUUUCGGCAUUCCCGUCCGUUUUCAUUUACCAAUCCCACUUACUGAACCCUUCGUAUACAUAACAGUCACAGUAAAUGCUGGAAGACGAAGCAUUUUGUAUGCCCAACGACUGAAUCGCAAAUGUUGGCAUCUUGGAAGUUCUAUCGGCAGCUUCAGUUGGAGGCGGCCCGGCAGGCAUCAUCCAUUGAAGAUUUUGUUUUUGUUAUCCUUCAAGCUUAACAUUGUGUCUCCAUGAAGAAACAAGCUUCAUCAACUUUUAGUUUUGGGAAGACCACAGGUCCGGUAACACGAGCUAAAGCUGGCACCUUAGCUUCUCAUGGCAGGAUAUCGCUGCCUAGACCACCGCCAAAACCAGAUAAAAAGCAAAGACUGAUAGGAAGAAGAAAAAGAGUGAAAUCUGAUGAGAACGAUUGUGCUGUACCUAGUGUUGCAGUUUCACAGAACAACAAAAGAGAAGUGCUUAAGGAUAUCUCAGAUUUAUGCUGUGAGAAUUCUUAUAGAAAUUGCUUGAAUGCAGCAAAAAUGCAGAUCAAGGCUUGCACGCAGCAAGUCAUAUCAGGACAAUCUAAAGCUAGAACAAUGUCUGACCAAAAAAAGCUAAAAAUUUCCCCUGCCGCUUCUGCCAAUAGUAUGCUAUCUCAUGGUGAUGGUAACAUUGGAAAAGACAAAGAAAUGCAGAAUGUGAAGAUUUUCAAAAGAAAAGAUAAUACAGAUUCAAUUUGCACGAAGGACAGUUUGUUCACCGUACAUGUUGAAGACAAUGUUAAUGAUCGGGGAACCUCAUUUCCUGCAGCAAUGGUGGAGGGAAAUAGACUAGGAGAGACUUGUAAGAAAGCGAAUGUUGAAGGCAUUCUUUCUGAGGAUCAUGACAGCUUAAGUUGCUCGGGAGUUCAAGACAUUGACUCCGACCUUUCAAACGCUCAAAUGUGCAGCCCCUAUGCCAGCGUUAUUCAUUAUAACCUUCGAACUGCAGAGCUUACUCGGAAUCCCUGUUCAAACUUUUUGGAAACUGUGCAGCGAGAUAUCACUCAGAGAAUGAGAGGCAUCUUAAUUGACUGGCUAGUGGAGGUUGCUGAGGAGUAUAGGCUUGUUCCCGAUACACUUUAUCUUACUGUUUCUGUCAUUGAUUGCUUUCUUUCUCAAAACUAUAUCGAAAGGCAAAGGUUGCAGCUUCUUGGUAUAACAUGCAUGCUGAUUGCAUCAAAAUAUGAAGAAAUUUGUGCUCCUCGAGUUGAGGAAUUUUGCUUUAUUACAGAUAACACCUACACCAAAGAAGAUGUACUUAAAAUGGAGAUUCAAGUACUCGACUAUUUGGAAUUUAGACUGUCUUUCCCUACAAUAAAAACAUUUUUAAGGAGAUUCCUCAGAGCUGCGCAGUCAACUUACAAGGUUCCUUCACUUACUCUAGGAUAUGCGGCAAAUUUCUUGGCUGAGUUGACAUUGGUGGAAUAUAGCUUCUUAGAGUUUCUUCCUUCAGUUAUAGCUGCAUCUGCUGUAUUCCUUGCCAGAUGGACAUUGGAUCAGUCUGAUCACCCUUGGAAUCGUACCCUUGAGUAUUACACCUCAUACAAAGCUUCAGAUCUUCAACAUGUAGUGCUGGCUAUGCAAGCUUUGCAGCAAAAUUGCUCUAAUUCCUUCCUCAGUGCCAUACGUGACAAGUACUUGCAAGAAAAAUAUGGGCGAGUGGCCGAUCGAGUAUCCCCCGAGUUGCCAUCCUCGAUCUUCUGAUGCUUUUAUAUUGUUUGUGUUGCCAUCGAACUGACACCGCAGCAGAAUUGAAGUUGCACACAUCCACUUACCUUUUUCCCUUUUUUGUUCAAAAAUUUCAUAUUUUUCUGCAAUUGUUAAGGUUGCAGCCCCCACUGAAUAGCCUUUCUUUGCCACUAAUGUGUAUUACACGACCUAAUGUGAAAAGAUGAAUAGGGCUUUUAGCUCAGGUGAAUCCUCAACUCCUAAUGGAAGUCACAAGACAUGCUUCAAAGCAGGAAUCAUCGGCUUGAUGAACAUAGAACAGAAUGUAACAAAAGAUUGCCUGUUUAAGCUUUGUUAAAAAACUUGUUAUGGUAGUUUUUAGCUAUGAAAUGCCAAACGGGAAGAUGGAAUUAUUAUUAGCAUUUGAUUCUGGUUGCUUGUUAGAAAAUUCUUUUGGUAAAGAUUGAGAGUUGUGCUUUAA
Molecule: messenger RNA, 2440 nt
Organism: Dendrobium catenatum
Lineage: Eukaryota; Viridiplantae; Streptophyta; Magnoliopsida; Asparagales; Orchidaceae
Product: cyclin-A2-1
Exons: 12
Coding region: 499-1995 (498 amino acids)
Biological process (GO): mitotic cell cycle phase transition; regulation of cyclin-dependent protein serine/threonine kinase activity
Cellular component (GO): cytoplasm; cyclin-dependent protein kinase holoenzyme complex; nucleus
Molecular function (GO): cyclin-dependent protein serine/threonine kinase regulator activity
Source: RefSeq, a predicted model, not a curated record